Molecule: messenger RNA, 1748 nt
Organism: Lactuca virosa
Lineage: Eukaryota; Viridiplantae; Streptophyta; Magnoliopsida; Asterales; Asteraceae
Source: the annotation of a GenBank genome assembly
AUGGAGACAGCAGAGGAACAUGAAUCGAAGACUACAAAUCAACCAAAUGGUAACCAUUGUAGUGAAAUUGAAUCGUUUAGAGCUCUAGUUGGCGACUCUGAUGCCAACUCCCUGAAGGAAUUUAUAGAUAAGAUAAAUUCAAAUGAUGAAGAUGGAGUUACAGUUACCAAUACCUCCAUUGUUCUUUCUCCAAGUUCUGAUAAAGUUCAUCGAACAGCAGUUCAUAAUUUUUUCAAAGAGAAACUCAAGUUCUUGGGGGGAAUAAUGAAAGAGGCAGAGGUUCUAAGAAGAGGAAAAGGAAGAGAUGAGACUCCUUAUGAUAGUAGAGGUUCAGAUCAUUGGCCUGAGCAUCUUGGAAAGUUUCUCAGAUUUCAUCUUUGUAAGGAAAACAAGGAUACACAAGAGGCAUUAGGGGUGAUUGGAAAGAUGCUUGGCAUUCAGCCAAGGGCAUUUGGAUUUUCUGGUACAAAAGAUAAGCGUGCUGUAACAACUCAAAGGGUCACUGUAUUUAAACAGCGUGCAAACAAAGUGGCUAAUCUGAAUAAAAGAUUAAUUGGAAUUAAAGUUGGCGACUUUUCUUAUGUCAAUGAAGGUCUUCUUCUUGGUCAACUCCAUGGAAAUCGAUUCGCAAUCACACUAAGGGGGGUGGUUGCAGAUUCUGAGGAUACUGUAAAAGUAGCAGCAGUUGCUUUAGGAAAACAUGGAUUUGUAAACUACUUUGGUAUGCAGAGAUUUGGGAGUGGUUCUAUACCUACUCACCUUAUUGGUGCUAAAUUACUUAAAGGAGAAUGGAAAGAAGCAGUGAGCAUGAUUCUUGAUCCAAGGGAUGAUGACAUAAGGAGGAUUCGGGAAUAUUAUAAAGAAAGUGAAGACAUUGAUGGGACUUUGAGACAGUUACCUCGCUUUCUUGUGGCUGAAAAGGCCAUUCUGCAGUGUUUGAAAAAGUGUCCAGGGAACUACUUGCAAGCUCUAAAGGCUGUUCCUAGGACCCUUAGAAUGAUGUAUGUGCACAGUUACCAAAGCUAUCUAUGGAACCAUGCAGCUAGCAUGAGAGUACAAAAAUAUGGGAAUGAGGAAGUAGUGUUGGGGGAUUUGGUGUAUUAUGAGGCUGAUGCACUUCCAUCUGAAGGAACUUGUACCUCAGUAAAGGUGGUUAACAAGGAAGACAUUCUUUCAGGGAAUUAUACAGUUUCUGAUGUUGUCCUUCCUUUACCUGGUUCAAGGGUAAUUUUUCCAAAUAAUGACAUUCAACAAUAUUAUCAAGAUUUGGCUGACAAGGAUGGUGUGAGCUUGAUGGAGAGUAUGCAUAAUGUCAAGGAGUUUUCGCUAACCAGCAUGACAGGAGCUUAUCGGCGAGUAUUUGGAAAAGCCAAGGAUUUUGAAUGGGAGUUGAUAAAGUAUACAGAUGUAAGCAUCCCAUUGGCUACGACCGAUUUAGACAUUGUUUCAAAGGCCAAUGAAGGUGAUGGUGUUAAAAAGGAGUCUUUGGAAUUGGAAUUGGGAGACCAGUUAGCCCUUAAAUUGAGCUUCACACUUCCAGCAUCUUGCUAUGCAACUAUGGCUAUUAGGGAGUUGCUAAAAACAUCAACUUCUACUGCAUUUCACAAGACUUUAAAUUAAUUAGGAGAUUACCGAGACUGAGUAUCGAAGGAAACCAACACUUUUGGAAGCCUAGUCUAAUUUAUUAUGCAAUUUUGUACAUUACUUUUGUUGUUUGUUUACAAAUGUAGAUUAAUCGAGACUUAGGU